Messenger RNA from Chironomus riparius, 1606 nucleotides. NCBI's taxonomy places the organism in Eukaryota, Metazoa, Arthropoda, Insecta, Diptera, Chironomidae. The record is from the annotation of a GenBank genome assembly.
GUUCAGUGUAGCCAGGAAACUCAGUAAAGAUGAAACUCCAAUCAGCCUUUAUCGUCCUCGCCAGCAUCAUCAGCUCAUCCCUAGCAUUCACCAUCGACUGUAACUUCCGUUUGGACCAUUAUUCAUGGCUUGAUGGUGAAUUCUACACAUGCCGUCGUGACAACUUAACAGCAGCAACAAGACGUGAUGAUCGCUAUGUCGAUGACAUGAUUGGAACUCACAUGUCAGGCCAUAGUAACGAAGAUGUUCGCGGUGUACACAUUAAAGGUGAUCUUGUUCAUUAUUUCCCAUGGAAAAUGGACCUUCAUCUUCCACAUUUGUCAUUUAUUGCUAUCGAGUACACAAAUAUGCUUGAAAUUCGUGGAACUGACUUGACGCCAUUCCCAGAUUUGGAAUAUUUGUAUCUCGGCUACAACUCAAUUGAAGUCAUUGAAAAGGAUUUGCUGAAGUCGAAUCCAAGAUUGAAAGGAAUUUCACUCGAGAACAACCGAAUCAGAUUUGUCCAUGAUCAUGUCUUCAACAAUAUCGUUAAAAGACUCAAAUUUAUGAGUUUUGAGAAAAGUGGAUGUGCUGACUUCCGUGAGGACACAGACAUGGGUUCAGCUGUUGCUCGAAUUGCUGAUCAAUGUGGAAAUUAUGAUAAUAUUGCUGGACUUCUUACUGAUUUGUACUUUGCACAGAGGCAUCGUCUUUAUGUUUAAGAUGAGGUGAAGGAAAGGCUUAAGUGAGGUUAUGUUGAUGUUGAAAUAAAAUGUUUUGAUGAAGUAAAUCAAUAUUUUAUUCUCACUUUGAGGGAGUUGGAAGGUAGGUGGAGGAGGUUCUUUAACUUAAGAUAAGAUCAAGAGCCUUUUUUUUUUAAAAUAAAUUUGAUAACAAAAAAUUUUCUGAAUCAGAUUAUUGAGCAUGUUAGAUACAAGUUAGAGGCAUUGUGUUCAUGAUCAUCAACUUAAUAUUCCCAACCAUGCAGCACACACUAUUCAUCGAUCUAGCAUUUAAUACGACUGUCUUGGGACGAAUUCCACACUGAAAUUCACAGCUGUGCACUUUUGAGCGUCAUAGCCCCGGUUUUUGGACAAUGUCCCGCUUUUUUUUGAAUUUCCACCUUUUUUGAGUUCCCGCCUUUUUCAAGUUCCCGUCUUUUUUGAUUUGUUGUCCGUCCAUCGCGCUUUUUCAGAACUGCAAUAGGGAUUUUUGAUAAAGAAUCGGCAAAAACCGAUGGACAGCCUAAUCAUAUGACAACAUUGAUGAUUUAACUACUGUUAAUUAAGCUGUGAAUUGCCAAUUAGUAUGCACAACUUUUGAGAUUUUCCCGUUCCGAUAAGUCAAUCGAAAAUAAUCUUUGUUGUAGUUAUUGAAUAGGAAGGCUCAGUGUUUCUCAAACUAUUCUCCGCGGAGCUUUACUGUUCCGCUAAAGCAAAUCCUAAAUGUGUUAAAAGUAGUUGCCAGCGUGGUGCGAAAUUAAAAAAGCGGACAACCCAAAGAGUUUGAGAAGCACUGGAUUAGCUUAACAACACAAAUUAUGACUGUGAUCUAAAUCAAUUUGAGUGAUAAGUGAUUGCAAUUGAUAGAUUAAUUCUUAAUAAAAGCUUAGUGAAAAGUUGAAAAA